AUGGGCAGCACAGAAACUCAAAACAAUGGUGCUGGUGGUCAGCGUCAAGAGCAAGAUAGUGCUCAAAGCAAGGAUAAGAUGCCUCCUCCUCAGGGCCAACCCGUGAACCAUCCAAAUACUUUGACUUCUUUGAACCAGCCACCGGGUAGUGGUCAAAGACAGGAUUCUCUUUCAAUGUAUACGAAUUUCAAUCAGCCAAGGUUGUCUACGGAUAGUUCGAUUUCUUCGUUUUUGAACAUUGAUAAUCAGCCGGAUAACAGAGGGUCUACUUCACAGAUGGGACAAGUGCCUAGCAACACGGGGCAAGAGUUACCCUAUACUAGAGGGUUCUCCAUUGUUAAUAACCUUUGGAACGCGCCUGCCCCUCAUCCGCAGAACGAUGUCGCCUUCACUACCACAAGAAGACAAUCUGAGCAAUUGGAACCCUUCAUGCCCAAGUUUAAUACAUCAAGUUUCUCGCAACCUUCAAAGGGUUUACAGCAGCAAAGGCAGCAGUUUCAACAGCCACAGUUGCAACAGGGACAACAAUCUCAAUCAGUUCAACAGCAGCAAUCCCAACAGCAGCAACAACAGCAGUUACAGCAACAAUAUCAACAGCAGCAAGCUCAGCAACAACAUCAACAGGCCCAGCAACAGCAACAGCAAUCACAGGCUUCACAACAUGGCCAGCAAUCACAAUUCCAACAGGGAACACAGAAUUCACAAUCACAGGGCCACCUCCAAGGAUCUAUCAAUAACGCUCUUGGACGUCCAGAAUCAGUAUCCUCUUCGAAAAGAAACUCGUUGUAUUUCCCUACUUCUGAUGCAGAUUUAGAUUUCUUCAACACGGGGAAACGUAACUCUAUCGCAAUGAAACCACCAUUGAUCAAACCAAACGGUAGCGGACAAAAUCAACAAGUUAAUGGUGCAGACGAUAUGGAAGUUCCAUUUUUCCAGGGCCCUCUAUCGAGGAAGAAUUCGAUCAAAUUCAACCCGGAGGAUUUUGCUGAUUUCCAAUUCAAAAGAAGGGAUUCUUCUGUCAGAGCUACCCUGGACAACUCAAAUUACAUGCCUGCUCCUCCAAAGAGAAUAAAUGAUGGUUCUUUGAGCCCUAUCGAACAUCAAAUGGUAGAUAAUGAGGACGUUGAAGAUGUGGAAACAAGGUUACAUAAACACUUAUAUUCAUUGGUGGAUAACGUGAAACUGGAUAAAUCACCUCCAAAGAAGAAACAAAAAGCUACUAAGAAACAGAAAAAGGCUACUCAGACUGGUAAAAAGGUCAAUGAUGACGAACAUCAACAUCAUCUUGACAAUGGGCAAAUGCAAUCAGACAACGGAGCUCACAUGCAGUCGUUGACACCUCUGAACAAUUCCAUAUCAUCGAUGGAUGACUCUAAGCCUCUAUUGGGUGCUACUAAAGUUGAUCAAUUAAUGUUAGUGAUUCAAGCGCGUAAGAAUGGUGUCACGGACAAAGUUCCACGUUCUGCUGAUGGUUCUCUCUUAUUGGAAUCAGCACCUUCCAUCAUACCACCUCUAUCACAACUAGUAGGUGGUGUUGAAAAGCCGAAAUCUAAAGGCGUUAAACAAUUCCAAUGUCCAUACUGUCACAAAUACUUCACUCAAUCCACUCAUCUUGAGGUCCAUGUAAGAUCGCACAUUGGCUAUAAGCCAUUCUCAUGUGAAUUUUGCGGUAAAAGAUUUACUCAAGGUGGUAACUUGAGAACGCACAUUCGUUUACAUACAGGUGAAAAACCUUAUGAGUGUGAAAGAUGUGGUAGAAAGUUUUCACGUAAGGGCAACUUGGCAGCGCAUAAGUUGACCCAUGACAAUCUGAAACCGUUCGAGUGUAAGUUGGAUGACUGUAACAAGAAUUUCACACAAUUAGGUAAUAUGAAGGCACAUCAAAAUAGGUUCCAUUUACAAACCUUAAAUAGGUUGACACAAAGAUUGGCAGAAAUGGAUCCAAACGAGAACAUUUCUCAGAAGGAACGUGAAUUGCUAGAUUACUUUGCUUCUAUCUACAGAAACAGUAAUCGUGGUAUUAAGGGAAGAGGUAAGGGUAAUCAAAACAUUGUUCCGCUGAACUCGUUCGACAAGCACCAACAGAUGGAUGAUCCCAGUGUCAGAGUAGCCGCUAAGGCCUUAGGCUCCCUGACUCAAUCAAAGCAACCUUCGCCAAUGACAUACGAAACAACUUCAAACUCCUCUAUACCUGACAAGAACAACCAAUUUUCUUUUCAAGACAAUGAAACUCAAUUGGAUGAUGCUGCAUACGCUGCUACAGGUGCUCUUGGCUUAGGAAGCAGGAACACCAAAACCCCUUCACAAAAGGAGAAGGUUCACUUCAAGGACGUCAAUUUCAUCAGAUAG
Molecule: messenger RNA, 2349 nt
Organism: Kluyveromyces lactis
Lineage: Eukaryota; Fungi; Ascomycota; Saccharomycetes; Saccharomycetales; Saccharomycetaceae
Gene: AZF1
Product: Azf1p
Exons: 1
Coding region: 1-2349 (782 amino acids)
Biological process (GO): regulation of transcription by RNA polymerase II
Cellular component (GO): nucleus
Molecular function (GO): RNA polymerase II cis-regulatory region sequence-specific DNA binding; DNA-binding transcription factor activity, RNA polymerase II-specific
Source: RefSeq, a predicted model, not a curated record